Orycteropus afer afer is the source of this 4064-nucleotide messenger RNA. The record is from RefSeq and is a predicted model, not a curated record. NCBI's taxonomy places the organism in Eukaryota, Metazoa, Chordata, Mammalia, Tubulidentata, Orycteropodidae.
UAAAAAUAUUUGCUAUAUCAACUCAGGGAAACAGUAGCUGCACUGUCUCUGUUUUUUAAACUUCAGCAGCAACUUAAGUACCAACAAUGAAGCAAUGAUAUCUGAGAACAAAAGAACAUUUUCCAGCUAGCUGUCAUCACAAUUUCAAGUGACUGUAUAAACAGAAACAAGCUGCAACAGACGUAUGUGUCAGCUAGCUAUAGAGAGAAUGCUUUCUUCUGAUGCUGUUUAUUUACAAGAGUUUUAGUAUAAAUUAUUUACAUUAUAUAUCAAAUGAAAUAAAAAUGAGUGAAGCCCCGAGGUUCUUUGUUGGGCCUGAAGAUACUGAAGUAAAUCCUGGAAAUUAUCGACAUUUCUUCCACCAUGCAGAUGAAGAUGAUGAGGAUGAAGAUGAGUCUCCACCAGAAAGGCAGAUUGUGGUUGGAAUAUGUUCCAUGGCAAAGAAAUCCAAAUCCAAACCAAUGAAGGAAAUUCUUGAACGGAUCUCCUUAUUUAAAUAUAUCACAGUAGUAGUAUUUGAAGAGGAUGUUAUUUUGAAUGAGCCAGUGGAAAAUUGGCCAUUGUGUGAUUGUCUUAUUUCAUUCCAUUCUAAAGGAUUUCCACUGGACAAAGCAGUUGCCUAUGCAAAACUCAGGAAUCCAUUUGUAAUCAAUGACUUGAAUAUGCAGUAUCUUAUACAAGAUAGGAGGGAAGUGUAUAGUAUUCUUCAAGCUGAGGGUAUUUUACUUCCUCGUUAUGCCAUUUUGAACCGUGACCCAAAUAAUCCCAAAGAAUGCAAUCUGAUUGAAGGGGAAGAUCAUGUUGAAGUAAAUGGAGAAGUUUUCCAAAAACCAUUUGUAGAAAAACCAGUAAGUGCAGAAGAUCACAAUGUUUACAUUUAUUAUCCAACAUCUGCAGGUGGUGGAAGUCAAAGACUCUUUCGAAAGAUUGGCAGUAGAAGUAGUGUUUAUUCUCCAGAAAGCAGUGUACGAAAAACAGGCUCAUAUAUAUAUGAAGAGUUUAUGCCUACAGAUGGUACUGAUGUUAAGGUUUAUACAGUAGGUCCAGAUUAUGCCCAUGCUGAAGCUCGAAAAUCUCCAGCACUUGAUGGCAAGGUGGAACGAGAUAGUGAAGGAAAAGAAGUAAGAUACCCUGUUAUACUCAAUGCACGAGAGAAAUUAAUUGCUUGGAAAGUCUGCCUUGCUUUUAAGCAAACAGUUUGUGGCUUUGAUUUGUUACGAGCCAAUGGACAGUCCUAUGUUUGUGAUGUCAAUGGCUUCAGUUUUGUGAAAAAUUCCAUGAAGUAUUAUGAUGAUUGUGCAAAAAUACUUGGCAAUAUUGUAAUGCGAGAGCUUGCUCCACAGUUUCAUAUCCCCUGGUCAAUACCCUUAGAAGCUGAAGAUAUCCCAAUUGUCCCAACUACAUCUGGGACUAUGAUGGAACUUAGAUGUGUUAUAGCUGUCAUACGUCAUGGGGAUCGAACACCAAAACAAAAAAUGAAAAUGGAAGUGAGGCAUCAAAAAUUUUUUGAUCUUUUUGAGAAAUGUGAUGGAUAUAAAUCUGGGAAAUUGAAACUCAAAAAGCCAAAACAAUUACAAGAAGUGUUGGAUAUUGCACGACAACUUCUUACGGAGCUUGGACAAAACAAUGAUUCUGAAAUUGAAGAAAACAAAUCAAAGCUUGAACAACUUAAGACUGUAUUAGAGAUGUAUGGCCAUUUCUCUGGAAUAAAUCGUAAGGUCCAAUUGACCUAUCUUCCUCAUGGUUGUCCUAAAACAUCUAGUGAAGAGGAAGACAGCCGAAGAGAAGAACCAUCUUUACUUUUGGUUUUAAAAUGGGGAGGAGAAUUAACCCCUGCUGGCAGGGUUCAGGCUGAAGAACUUGGAAGAGCUUUCAGGUGUAUGUAUCCUGGAGGUCAAGGAGAUUAUGCAGGAUUUCCUGGUUGUGGUUUACUUAGAUUACAUAGCACCUACCGACAUGAUCUCAAAAUAUAUGCAUCUGAUGAGGGACGAGUCCAGAUGACUGCAGCUGCUUUUGCAAAGGGGCUGUUAGCUUUAGAAGGAGAGCUUACACCUAUUCUUGUUCAGAUGGUAAAAAGUGCAAAUAUGAAUGGUCUUUUGGACAGUGAUAGUGACUCUCUGAGCAAUUGUCAACAACGUGUGAAAGCAAGACUUCAUGAAAUACUUCAGAAAGACAGAGAUUUUACUGCUGAAGAUUAUGAAAAGCUUACUCCGUCUGGAAGCAUUUCCCUUAUCAAAUCAAUGCAUUUAAUAAAAAACCCUGUGAAGACCUGUGACAAAGUUUAUUCUUUGAUUCAGAGUUUGACUUCUCAAAUCAGACAUCGAAUGGAAGAUCCCAAAUCAUCAGAUAUUCAGCUUUACCAUAGUGAGACAUUAGAGCUUAUGCUACGCCGAUGGUCCAAGUUGGAAAAAGACUUUAAAACAAAGAAUGGAAGAUAUGACAUUAGUAAAAUUCCUGAUAUAUAUGACUGUAUCAAAUAUGAUGUCCAACAUAAUGGUUCUUUGAAAUUAGAAAAUACAAUGGAAUUAUAUAGACUUUCAAAGGCAUUAGCAGAUAUUGUUAUCCCUCAGGAAUAUGGUAUAACUAAAGCUGAAAAACUGGAGAUUGCCAAAGGCUACUGUACUCCUCUAGUUAGAAAAAUUCGUUCUGACCUUCAGAGGACACAAGAUGAUGACACUGUAAAUAAACUCCAUCCUGUGUAUUCCAGAGGUGUUCUGUCCCCUGAUCGUCAUGUUCGUACUAGAUUAUAUUUCACCAGUGAAAGUCAUGUACAUUCUUUACUGUCUAUUCUUCGCUAUGGUGCCUUAUGCAAUGAAUCAAAGGAUGAACAAUGGAAACGAGCUAUGGAUUAUUUAAAUGUUGUCAAUGAACUCAACUACAUGACUCAAAUUGUUAUCAUGCUUUACGAGGAUCCUAACAAGGAUCUUUCCUCAGAGGAACGGUUUCAUGUUGAAUUACACUUUAGUCCAGGAGCCAAAGGAUGUGAAGAAGAUAAAAAUUUACCAUCUGGCUAUGGCUAUAGACCAGCUUCCAGAGAGAAUGAAGGUAAAAGGUGUUCUCUUAAAAUUGAUAAUGAUGAUGAACCACAUACUUCUAAAAGAGAUGAGGUUGAUCGAGCUGUGGUAUUGUUCAAACCUAUGGUAUCAGAGCCAAUUCAUAUACAUAGGAAAUCUCCACUUCCAAGAUCUAAGAAGAUGGCUACAAAUGAAGAAGAGAGCCCCCUGAGUGUGUCUAGCCCAGAGGGUACUGGUACCUGGCUGCAUUAUACCAGUGGUGUGGGUACUGGGCGUCGAAGACGCAGAUCAGGGGAACAAAUCACUUCUUCCCCUGUCUCCCCCAAAUCAUUGGCUUUCACAUCCAGUAUUUUUGGCUCAUGGCAACAGGUUGUAUCUGAAAAUGCUAAUUAUCUGCGCACACCAAGAAAUCUUGUAGAACAGAAGCAGAAUCCUGUAGGGUCUCACUGUGCGGGCCUGUUUAGCACCUCAGUGCUCGGGGGUUCUUCAAGCGCACCUAACCUACAGGAUUAUGCUCGUACUCAUCGUAAAAAGCUGACCUCUUCUGGCUGCAUAGAUGACGCCACACGCGGUUCUGCUGUUAAAAGGUUUUCUAUCUCAUUUGCUCGACACCCAACCAAUGGCUUUGAAUUGUAUUCCAUGGUACCUUCUAUUUGCCCACUAGAAACUCUUCACAAUGCCCUGUCUUUAAAGCAGGUGGAUGAAUUUCUUGCUUCCAUUGCUUCUCCAUCAAGUGAAAUUCCACGGAAGACCCCUGAAAUUUCCUCCACAGCUUCAUGUUCCACUCCAGUAGUAAGAAGAAAAAUAUCUUUAAAUACAUACACACCUGCAAAGAUCCUCCCAACACCACCAGCAACCUUAAAGAGUACGAAAACAAGCAGCAAACCAGCUACCAGUGGACCUUCUAGCACACUUACUGCAAGUACCUCAUCUCGGAAAAAGAACGUAACUAGCAAAACAGAACUGCAUGAACACAAAAAAAACACGGGGAAGAAGAAAUAAUCUUCUAGUAGGAGCUAGAACUUCUUAUACCAAUGAAAAUCACAUGUU